This is a messenger RNA of Prorocentrum cordatum, 537 nucleotides long. The record is from the annotation of a GenBank genome assembly. NCBI's taxonomy places the organism in Eukaryota, Dinophyceae, Prorocentrales, Prorocentraceae.
AUGGGAGGAGAGGAAGUUGCUUCACAGCGCCUUGCUUGUCCACAGCUCGAGGCCUCCCCCGCGAGGGCCUUGCCUGCUGCGCGCCCCUGCUGCGCAGGCAGGCGGGGCGCAGACCGCUUGCGGCCCCGGCCUGGCGCAGAGCCGGGCCCGCGCGGAGAGCGCGCCUCCUGCCCGGGCGCGCGGUCGGGGGGCGUUUUCGUGCCUUCGGCCGCAGGGGCGGGCCAAAGUUUCGAGGCCAGCUGGUCAGAGGAGCUGGAGCGCCUGGGGGGGAGCUGCCUGUGUGCAGCCCGAGGCCCUGCCGCCACCGGCGAGGAUACUCUGCAGUUGCUCGUCGCGGCGGGCCAAAUUCAGAGGAGGAGAAGGUGUGCCACAUUUUUCUGCCCGGUGGUGCCGCGCCGGCUCUUUGGCAGCCGCGCGCGUGCCCCCACUUCGGGCGGCAGCGCCGGGCGACAGGUUGCCGGGCCCCUCAACCUCGGGCGGACCUGCACGAGCAAGCGCCGCGUCUCUGCCCCGCGAACUUCGCUCCCCUGUCGGUAA